Diospyros lotus (date-plum) is the source of this 1990-nucleotide messenger RNA. RefSeq lists its product as uncharacterized. The record is from RefSeq and is a predicted model, not a curated record. The coding region runs from base 16 to 1806 and encodes 596 amino acids. The transcript has 16 exons. NCBI's taxonomy places the organism in Eukaryota, Viridiplantae, Streptophyta, Magnoliopsida, Ericales, Ebenaceae. Gene Ontology annotation, molecular function: oxidoreductase activity.
UUGAACAAGCAUGACAUGGAUGGAUGCGCCUAUUGGCGGGCCAUUUUUGAGGAACGACAAGCACGCCGACAACAAAGCGAGAGAGAGAGACGGAGGGAGGGAGAGAUGUGGCGAAGGUACCUGAGCAGCAGCGGCAACGCCGGUUUGAAUGCGCUGAAGGAGAAGAAGUGGGACGUUAUAGUGAUUGGCGGCGGCCACAAUGGCCUCACCGCCGCUGCCUAUCUGGCCCGCUCCAGCCUCUCCGUCGCCGUUCUCGAGCGUCGCCACCUCAUCGGCGGUGCCGCCGUCACCGAAGAACUUAUCCCCGGCUUCAAGUUCUCCCGCUGCAGCUACCUCCAAAGCCUCCUUCGUCCUUCGAUCAUCAGUGAAUUGGAGUUGAAGAGACACGGUCUGAAGUUGCUGAAGAGGAGCCCUUCAUCUUUCACGCCUUGUCUUGACGGACGGUACCUUCUCUUAGGUCCUGACAGGGAUCUCAACCAUUCAGAGAUUUCCAAGUUCUCUAAACGGGAUGCUGAGGCUUUUCCAAGAUUUGAGAAACAGCUAGAGAAAUUUUGUGAGUUCAUGGAUCCACUUCUAGAUUCCCCUCCUCCAGAAACUUUGCAAGGAAUUUCAUCUUUUAGCUCCAGGAUAAGGAAUAAUCUGAAAAAAUCAGCCUUUUGGGCUCACUGUCUGCGGCAGGCUAUCACCUUGGGGCAGAAAGAAAUGGUGGAGUUUAUGGACCUUUUAUUGUCCCCAGCUUCAAAGGUCUUGAACAAGUGGUUUGAGAGUGAUGUUCUAAAGGCAACCCUUGGAACGGAUGCAGUGAUCGGAACUAUGGGAAGUCUGAGUACACCUGGGAGUGGAUACGUUCUACUUCAUCAUGUGAUGGGAGGAACUGAUGGCGAUCGUGGUAUUUGGUCGUAUGUUGAAGGUGGGAUGGGUUCAGUAUCAAUGGCUAUUGGUAAAGCUGCUAUGGAAGCUGGGGCUUAUAUUGUGACCCAUGCAGAGGUUUCAAGAUUGAUGGUUGAAGACUCGGGUGCUGUAAAUGGGGUUAUAUUGGCUGAUGGGACAAAAGUGCAUUCUUCAGUUGUUUUGUCAAAUGCUACCCCUUAUAAAACAUUUAUGGAAUUAGUACCUGAAAAUGUUCUUCCUGAUGAUUUCCUUCGCGCCAUUAAGUACCUAGAUUAUAGCUCUGGGACUACUAAAAUAAAUUUAGCUGCUGAAAGGCUGCCGCAGUUUAACUGCUGCAACUUGUCUCACCCUGAUGCUGGCCCUCAGCAUGUCGGUACCAUCCAUAUUGCUUCUGAGAGAAUCGAGGAUAUUGAUUCUGCCAGUCAGGAUGCUAUAAACGGCCAGCCAUCAAGAAGGCCUAUCAUUGAAAUGACAAUUCCUUCUGUUCUGGACAAGACCAUCUCUCCACCAGGUAAACAUGUGAUCAACUUGUUUGUUCAGUACACGCCCUAUAAACCCUCCAAAGGCAGCUGGGAAGACCCUGCAUAUAGAGAGUCGUUUGCGCAAAGAUGUUUUAACUUGAUCGAUGAAUAUGCCCCAGGCUUCAGCUCAUCAAUUAUUGGCUAUGACAUGUUGGCUCCACCAGACCUUGAGAGGGAAAUUGGUCUAACAGGAGGGAAUAUAUUUCAUGGUGCCAUGGGACUAGACUCUCUUUUCCUUAUGCGACCUACAAAAGGAUGGUCAAAUUACAGAACCCCAGUGCCGGGACUGUACUUGUGCGGGAGCGGGACGCAUCCCGGUGGCGGUGUCAUGGGUGCCCCAGGGCGUAAUGCCGCCCGCGUGGUCCUUGAAGAUGUCAACAAGCCAUUGAAAUGAUGCUCAAAGCAAAGAGUCAGAUAGUUACACAUUGAUCUAAUGCUUUAUUCUGCUUACGAGAACUAAUAAACUAAAUAAUUUUCAUUCCACUCAAUAGUUACCAGAAGAAAAAAAACGUAAUACAUGUUUCAACAUAGAAGUACCAAGCUCGAACUUCAAAUUCAAUUGAACUAUGCAUAAAACA